Messenger RNA from Chrysochloris asiatica (Cape golden mole), 870 nucleotides. Its product is annotated as olfactory receptor 14C36-like. The transcript has a single exon. Lineage: Eukaryota; Metazoa; Chordata; Mammalia; Afrosoricida; Chrysochloridae. Gene Ontology annotation, biological process: G protein-coupled receptor signaling pathway. The record is from RefSeq and is a predicted model, not a curated record. Gene Ontology annotation, molecular function: G protein-coupled receptor activity; olfactory receptor activity. Gene Ontology annotation, cellular component: membrane. The coding region runs from base 1 to 870 and encodes 289 amino acids.
AUGCUAUUUCUACUGAUGUACUUGGCUACUUUAACGGGGAACUUUCUCAUAGUCACAAUAAUCACCACUGACCAGAGUCUUCAUACCCCAAUGUACUUCUUUCUUCGGAAUCUGUCUGUCCUGGACAUGUGUUACAUUUCUGUCAUUGUACCCAAGGCAUGUGUCAUCUUCCUAUUUAACAACAGGGUGAUCUCCAAAGUUGGAUGUGCAACUCAGAUCUUCUUCAUGUUUUUAUGUGCUUCUACAGAGUUGCUGUUACUCACUGUCAUGGCCCGUGACCGCUAUGUGGCCAUCUGCCAGCCCCUCCACUACCACGUGGUCAUGAACCCUCAUGUUUGUGUCCAGAUGACCCUGGCUUCUGUGCUUGGUGGCCUGGUCUACGCAGGUGUGCACACUGGCAACACAUUCCAUUUGUCCUUUUGUCAGUCCAAUGUGAUCCAUCAGUUUUUCUGUGACAUUCACUUCCUGCUGAAAAUCUCUUGCUCUGACACCUUAGGCAAUGAGAUUGUAAUUCUUGUCUCUAUAAUAAUGAUAGGCGGUGGCUGCUUUUCCUUCAUCACCAUGUCUUAUAUUCACAUAUUUUCUACUGUGCUCAAGUUUCCAACCAGAGGAGAACGAGGUAAGGCCUUUUCCACCUGCAUCCCUCACAUCCUCAUAGUUACAGUCUUUCUCAGUUCAGGUGCUGCUGUGUAUCUGAAGCCAGCAUCCAACUCACUUUCAACCCAGGACAUGAUCAUUUCUGUGUUCUAUUCCAUAGUUCCUCCUUUCUUGAAUCCUAUUAUCUAUAGUCUUAGAAAUAAGCAGAUGAAGGGGGCUAUAAGGAGAAUUAUGAGAAGAAAAGUAACUCUAUUCAGGAAAGCUAUAAGAUAA